Molecule: messenger RNA, 4452 nt
Organism: Tripterygium wilfordii
Lineage: Eukaryota; Viridiplantae; Streptophyta; Magnoliopsida; Celastrales; Celastraceae
Product: probable receptor-like protein kinase At5g61350
Exons: 20
Coding region: 250-4437 (1395 amino acids)
Biological process (GO): protein phosphorylation
Molecular function (GO): protein kinase activity; protein binding; ATP binding
Source: RefSeq, a predicted model, not a curated record
UAGCUCUAAUUAGUAUUAGCUUUACCAAAAAAUCUCCUAAUCUAGAGAGAAAAGUAAAUAUAGAGAGAGAGAAAGAGAAGAGAACACGUAGCGGAAUUUGGUCCGCGCGCAACGGAGGACACACAGAAGAACACGACACACAGUCUCUCCUCCUCUUCUUCGUUUCUACUUGCCAUUGAAUGUUGUUCAGUUGUUAGGUCUCUUGUGUUUUUGGUUGCUCCACAGGAUUUUGCUCUUAUUUGGUCCUUAAUGUCUGGUGAGGCGUCGUCGUCUGGAUUGGUUUUGGAAGGGAUCGACGAGGUGGAGGACUACAUUUGGGCAAAUGAAGGAGAAGGAUCGUUACCAUGGGAUCGGUUCAGUCAUGUUUUUGAUCUCAUGCAGACUGGAAAUCAGGCCCUCGCAGAGCAGCGAUUUGAGGAGGCAAUCAAUUGUUACUCAAGAGCCAAUAAUAUCAAACCCGGUGAUCCUGUUAUUCUUGGCAAUCGCAGUUCUGCAUAUAUCAGUUUUAGCCAAUUCCUAAAACAGAGACCUGCUUCUACUUCUGAAUCUCAACCGUUAAAUGGCUUGGAUCCUACCAUUCAUGCUGAACUUGCUUUGAAGGAUGCUGAGAAGCGACUAAAUCUUCGAAGUGAUUCAGUAAAAUCUUACAUCCUAAAAGCCAAUGCUCUCAUUUUGUCAGAAAAAUAUGAGCUGGCCCGGGAUGUUAUUAUUUCUGGCCUUCAGGUGGAUCCUUUCAGCAAUCGACUUCGGGCUUCUUUACAGAAUUUGGAGAAAAUGCCACUGCAACCCAGUUCUAUGGGAAGGGAAAACCAUGGAAAACCAGAACGCACAGACGACUUUGACUGCACACUUUGCCUUAAGUUACUAUAUGAACCUGUCACGACUCCUUGUGGACAUUCUUUCUGCCGUUCAUGUCUUUUUCAGUCAAUGGACCGAAGCAACAGAUGUCCACUUUGUCGAACAGUCCUCUUUAUCAGUCCUAGAACAUGCACAAUAAGUGUGACGCUGAACAACAUUAUACAGAAGAACUUCUCUGAGGAAUAUGCUGAAAGAAAGUCAGAGCAUGACAGUUUGACAAACUUUGGCGUUGAUCUGAUACCUCUUUUUGUCAUGGAUGUUGUAAUCCCAUGUCAAAAGAUUCCACUUCACAUUUUUGAAUCCCGGUACAGACUUAUGGUCAGAAGAAUUAUGGAAGGAAGUCGUCGGAUGGGAAUGGUUAUCAUUGAUCCUACAACCGGUUCGAUAGCUGAUUAUGCUUGUGAAGUGGAGAUAACUGAGUGUGAGCCACUUCCAGAUGGACGCUUCUAUAUAGAGGUUGAAAGCCGACGGAGAUUUCACAUCCUUCGAUCUUGGGAUCAAGAUGGGUACCGGGUUGCUGAGGUCGAAUGGAUAAGUGAUAAUCGACCCGCGCAGCCAGAAGAAUUGCAACAAUUAACAAUUGAUGCAGCAGAUUAUGCUUUGGUGUGGUUGAGAAGGGCGAGGGAAGCCGCAGGACAAGAUCGAAGAAGACUCGAGAAACUUCUUAAUGUGGAAUCGAUGAUGCCUAGACCAUUGGAUCCUGAGCGCUUCAGUUUCUGGCUUGCUACCCUAGCAGACAGAAGGCCUUCAGAGAGAUUGGAUCUCUUGCGCUUAACGGAUACGAGAGAGAAGGGAGACCAUGAUGAUGGUGUUUGCGUUUGGACUGCCUGCCAAGUGCUUGUACUUAUGGCUGGGAAAAGCGCAGGCAUUGAGUGCUUAGCACGGUAUAGGGUGAUAUUACGUGCAUUGGACUUCCAGGCGGGCAUUGAGUGGUUAGCACUGCAGUAUAGGGUUGUUACAAUGGGAGGUGAUAAUCAAAAACGUGGAAUGAUCUCCGGCCUUUCUCCUCUUCUCCUCCUAUUUAACCUCAUAAUUUUCACUUCUGCAAGGCAUGAUCACAAAUCUCCUUCUUCAUCUCCCUCUCCAUCAUUACCUGUAUAUAAUCCUCCUGAUAAUUAUCUCAUUGACUGCGGUUCGGAACAACGAACUCAGCUUGAAGAUGGUAGAACCUUCAAAUCUGAUCCUGAGACAACAAGUUUCUUACAAAGCACUGAAAACAUAAAAACUUCAGUUGAUUCCAUUUCUCUCAAUGAUUCCUCUGCUCCUUUAUCAACAUUUCCUUUAUGUAGAACUGCCAGAAUUUUCUCUGAAAAUUCCAUCUACACCUUCUACAUUACCCAGCCAGGGCGACACUGGGUUCGUCUCUACUUCUACCCACUCCCUCACCCUCGGUACAAUCUAACCGACGCAGUUUUCUCUGUCAAUGCUGAUAAACUUGUCCUCUUACAUGAAUUCUCUGCGAGGGAUAAUAGUCGGGUUGUUUUCAAAGAGUACCUUAUUAACAUUACUGGAGAAAGAUUCUUUCUUUGGUUCAAGCCUGAUAAGGGUUCUUGUUCAUUCAUCAAUGCCAUUGAGGUUGUUUCAGUGCCUGAUAGCCUCAUCUCUGAUUCAGCAUCCACAGUUCCCAGUGGUGGAACUAUACAAGGCCUCUCCAACUAUGCCCUCCAAGUCCUGUAUCGAUUAAAUGUCGGAGGAUCCACCAUAACUCCUAAGAAUGAUACAUUGUCAAGGACAUGGCUUCCUGAUACUGCAUAUAAUGCAUUUCCUCAAGGGGCUCAAAACAAGUCUGUUCCUCCCGGAGAUGUCAAGUAUCCGCGAGGUGGGGCGACGCCUUUUAUUGCUCCAAAUUGGGUUUAUGCAACUGCGGAUCAGAUGGCAAAUUCAGAAACAAUGCAACCCAAUUUUAAUCUCACUUGGAAAAUGACUGUUGAUUCAGGAUUUUCUUAUUUGAUCAGGACACACUUCUGUGACAUUGUGAGUUCAGCCCUUAAUGACUUAUACUUCAAUGUAUAUAUCAAUGGCUUGAUGGGUGUGUCCGGACUUGAUCUCUCGAGAACUGCAGGUAAUCUGUCCACAGCAUAUUACAUUGAUUUUAUGCUCAAUGCCUCGGCCAUUAGGAACUACACCAUCAUGGUUCAGGUUGGUACUGCCAACAGUAUAAACUCAGGCCUGCCAAAUGCUAUUCUUAAUGGAUUGGAGAUAAUGAAAAUGAGUGAUUCUGCGGGGAGCUUGGAUGGGUUAUUUAGCAGUAAAGAAUCUAACAAAAGCCGAAGGAAAAUGAAGAUUGUAGCCGGUGUAGGGCUUGCAAUGGGAGUGACAGCAAUGCUGUGUCUUGCCUUGGUUUAUAUCAGGUGGCAAAGAAGGCCUCAAGACUGGGAGAGGCGAAACAGCUUCUCGUCAUGGCUCCUCCCCCUCUAUUCCAGCCACACUAGUUUCUUGUCCAGCAAUAGCAGCUCUAGAAGAUCGAGUUUGUUUGGUUCUCGAAAGAGCAAGAGUUUUUACUCCGGCUUCUCCAAUCAGGGUCUAGGCCGCUUCUUCACAUUCAGUGAAUUACAGAAUGCCACACAGAACUUUGAUGAGAAGAAAAUUAUUGGUGUUGGUGGAUUUGGUAAAGUCUUUCUGGGAAUCCUUGAAGAAGGAGUGAAGGUUGCCAUAAAACGAGGAACCUCAGGAUCAGAACAGGGCAUAAAUGAAUUCCAAACUGAGAUACAAAUGCUCUCAAAGCUCAGGCAUCGUCACCUGGUGUCACUCAUCGGAUUCUGUGAUGAGCAAUCAGAGAUGAUUCUGGUUUAUGAGUACAUGGCCAAUGGGCCGCUCCGAGACCACCUCUAUGGCACCAGCCUACCUACAUUGUCAUGGAAGCAGCGGCUGGAAAUCUGCAUUGGCUCAGCUCGCGGAUUGCAUUAUCUUCACACUGGUGCAGCACAAGCGAUCAUCCAUCGCGACGUGAAGACCACAAAUAUACUUCUAGAUGAGAAUUUGGUGGCAAAGGUGGCGGAUUUCGGCCUAUCCAAAGCUGCACCAAUGGAGCAAGGCUAUGUUAGUACUGCUGUGAAGGGUAGCUUUGGAUAUCUUGACCCUGAGUACUUCAGGAGGCAACAGCUUACUGAGAAAUCCGACGUCUACUCAUUCGGGGCAGUGCUUUUCGAGGUUCUAUGUGCAAGGCAAGUACUAAUCCCAACGUUGCCAAGGGAGCAAGCCAAUUUAGCUGAGUGGGCAAUGCAGUGCCAUAGGAAGGGCUUGCUUGAGAAGAUCAUUGAUCCCCAUAUCGCGGAGACUGUUUGUGCGGAAUCCCUGAAGAAGUACGUGGAAGCUGCAGAUAAAUGUGUAGCGGAACAUGGUGUUGACAGACCUGGGAUGGGAGAUGUGUUGUGGAACUUAGAGUAUGCUUUGCAGCUUCAAGAGGCUUCUUGUCAGAUUGAUCCUCCAGAAGAUAAGAGCACAAACCUCAUUGCUUUGGAAAAACCAAGCCCAGUUCAUUCUAAUGGGAAUUCUGCUGCAGCUGCAGUGAGUGAUGAUUCAGAAGUUGGUGUAGUUUCUCCUAUGUUUUCUCAUAUUGGGAAUUUCCAAGGAAGGUAAAAAGCCUGGUAUCAA